This is a messenger RNA of Cyphomyrmex costatus, 2325 nucleotides long. It is a transcript of the gene mi, whose product is annotated as cyclin E-interacting protein minus. Bases 71 to 1834 code for a protein of 587 amino acids. Gene Ontology annotation, cellular component: kinetochore. Gene Ontology annotation, biological process: protein localization to kinetochore; regulation of protein ubiquitination; traversing start control point of mitotic cell cycle. Lineage: Eukaryota; Metazoa; Arthropoda; Insecta; Hymenoptera; Formicidae. The record is from RefSeq and is a predicted model, not a curated record. The transcript has 5 exons.
ACAGACUGUAUGUGAAAAAAAGGUGGACGCAAUCAUUCGGCUGUCAUAAACUGGAAUAAAAAAAAACCACAUGGAUUGCUGUUUUGCCAAUCAAUAUGAGAGUUCUCAAAUUAGGGAGACAAUCUCAAAUGUCUCUAGUCCAGAAAUGUUCGAUAGUGAUACUGAAAGUGAUAUAUAUAACAAAAACGUUGAGACACAAGUAACCGACAAUAAUACAUUGGCAGUGAUUUCUCCUCAAAUGCCUACUCAGGCUGAAUUGAUUGCAAAAUCUGAUAAUUAUAUGCUAGUUAGGAUUAAUAAGUUUUUGAGUGGUGUCCCACCACCACCUAGACAUACGACAUGUCAAAGUGAUUGUUCUGAUUUUUUACGACACAUUUAUGAAAAUCGUCGAUUGUUUUAUAUUGGAUGUCCAUUACCCAAUGAAAGUUCAGAAAUUGCAGAAAGCACAAAGCUCCAGCAACAGAAGAGACCCACAGAAACUAACGAUAAGAAUGUUUCGUAUCAAUGUACAAAAGGUACUCCAAGGAAUUUGACUAAUGCUUUUAAUUUGACAGCUGAUAGUAUCGAAAAUACACAAUUAAACAUAAACAAUAGUGGUAGUCAUAAUUUGAACAUACAAUGUGAUGUUUCUAAGGAGAUAAAAAAUCCAGUUAAUAUGAUUAAAGAAACAAUUGAAGUUGUACCAGUCGCAGACAAGUCAGAUGUAUCCCAUGAGCAUUCUCCUGUUCUUUAUCAUACGAUUAGUGAAGAAGGAGCUAAAGCUUUAGCAUGGCCUCAGGCUUAUUAUCAUAAGUUUCAUGGCAUACAUUAUAACAGAAGCAGAACUGUAGAGGAGUUUGAAAAUUCAACAGUUAAAUUAUGUGAAAGAUACAUAGGAGCUGAAACACAAUCUUCUUGUAACAUAUGGUUUUCCAAACCACCGGGAAGUAUAAGAAAGCGAAGUUUAUUAAUGAAACGCAGAAAUGGUCAAAGUCCAGAAAAGAGAUUGACACAUUUAACCAAAAGACGUAGGACUUUUUGUAGCGCUAACUUGAAAGGAUUGGGACUUGCUGAUAAAAGGCAGUUAAUGAUACCAAUUAAGAAACUUACACAUAAAAAAGGAAAAAGUCCUAGAGGUAAAAGUCUACAUGGUAAAAGUCCAAGAGGUAGGAGUCCUCGAGGUAAAAGUCCAAUAAGUUCAGCAAAGAAGAAAGUAGUUCGGAGAUUAAUGCUAGAUGAGUCAAGUCCAUGUAAAUCCAAAUUAGAAACUUCGAAACGUGCGUUGUUCCAAAGUCCUCCAUCAGAUCAUGCUGGUCCCAGCAAAUUAUUAGGUACAAAUAAUAUAGAUACUCAAAAAAUUAAACGUGUUUUAUUUUCAACUUCGAAAAAGAACGAAUCUGUAGAUGCAAAACAAACUUCUUCAAGAGAAGAAAGUAGAAAAAGAAAAUGUGAUGAAGAAUUGCAAGGACCAAGAUUGAAAUGGGCAAAAAGUUUAUCGUUUGAUUGUAUGCAUGAAAUAAAAAAUACGUCGAAGGUUAUAUGGGAUAGACAUUCAUCGAGCAGUAUUCUUUCGAAAAAUGAAACAUCUGUCAAUGAAGGAAAGAAUGAAUUAAGCGAUACUCAUAGAAAGAAAUUACUUUGGGCAGUUGCAGAGGCCCUGCGAAGCAAAGGCAUUGGUAUGAGUCAUCCGAAAUUUAAACAAUAUGCCGCGAACUUGGCACGCACAAUCAAAAAAUUUAUGCCUGAUCUUGAAAAUAGAAAUAUUCCACGAAAACCUGGAAGUACAAGCGAUCGCAUGUUAAAAUUAGCCAAGCAUCAUGUACUGUUUCUUAUGGAUACUAGGCCAAUAAAUUGACAGUACCCAUUAGUAAAAUUAGUAAAAUUCUGGAAGUUUUAUAAAAAAAAGUUUGAUUUUUAGCAAACACAGGAUAUUGUUAAAAUGACCAAAUAUUAUGGGGGUGCUUAUACAUUACCUUUAGCCGAUGUGUGUUAUGCUAUGAUUUUUAUAUAACUUAAUAUAAUAUAAGAUAAAUGUGUUACAGUAAUGAGAUAAGAUUAAAAAAUAGGAAUGUGUAUAUUGUUACACCCACAUACAGGGUAUUGAACAUUUUUUAUCACAUAAAUAAAAAUGUGUUUUUAAUACAAGCACAAUUUUAUUAGCUUUAAAAUAGUUAUAUUUCACAACUUAUAAAUAAUUAAUAAAAGGCGUUUUUCUGAAGUAAAACGCCAUUUGCAAUAACUUUACGCAUACAUCAAUCGUAUCUAACAUAUGUUUGUAUUUAAGACAGUGAAGGACAAGUAAAAAAAUAAAGACUAAUCGCGCCACAACCGCGAUACCUCAUUUUC